AUGAAUACGGAGAUUCUAUCAGAAGCUAAAAUUGUUGACAAAAUACAAUACAAAAAAAAUGAGUAUUUUUCUGAAUUAGGUGAUUAUUUGAACUUAAAUGGAUGUGAUGAAAAUAAUAUAAAUUUUUCAGAAAAAAAUAAUUUUGAUCUAAUAAAUAAUGAAGGGAGAAGUUAUAAUAAAUUAUCUAAUGAUAAUAAAAUAGAAAAUGAUAAUUAUAAUCAUAAUUCAAGUACAGAAAGUUGCUUAAGUGAAAAUAACAAAAAUUAUACAGUAGAAAAAAAAAAAAAUUUUAAUUGUAUAAAUAACUUUGUUGAAAUUAAUGAAAUAAAUGAAAAUAAAGUUCAAACAAAAAAAAAGAAUGAUAAGCUAUUAAUGAAUACAUCAAAUAGAGAAGAAAUAAAAUAUGAAAAAUUGAAUAACCUUGUUAUAGAUGAGUUUAAUAAUGCAUCAGAGAAAUGUGAAAAAUUAAUAGAUAUGGAUGAAAUAAAUAAUUUUGAAAAAAAUAAAAAUAAUUAUUCAAGUAAAGAUAUGAGUAAUUCAAUACAUGAAAAAAGUAUCCCAUUAAAUUUUGUUGAAAAAAAUAAUGAAAACAUUGAAAAUUUAUUAGAUUUUUGUAUAGAUAAGAAAAAUUUAGAAUUAAAUACAGAAAAUGUAAAUCUUAAAAAUGACAAAAAUAUACAUGAUAACAUUUCAGGUAAGUCUUUAAUAGAGGACAAUCAUGAAAAUUUUUGUUUAAAAAAUAUAAAAAAGAAUGACAUAAUAAACCAAUUUUGUUAUGAUUCCUUAAACGGGAAAUAUCAAUUAAAAUUAGAUAAAAAUUAUACAAGUAAUUGUAAUGAUGUCUUCUAUGAGGAAAGUAGUAAGAACGAAGAAAAUUUUUGUAAUAAAAAUAUAUUAAACAACAGUAUAUAUAUGAAAGAUAAAGUUAAAAUAAAUAAAUCAGAUAUAUCAGAAAAAAUUAUAAUAAAAAAAGAAAAUAAUAAUUCCGAUGAAUAUUUUCAAUUAAAAAUUAUUCAAAAUGAAAGUGAAGAUAAGGAAUCAUGUUUUAAUGAUUUGAAAAAUUGCUAUAAAACUUGUGAAAUAGAAAAAGAUUUUGAAAUGUUCGUAAAACCUAAUGUGAAAUAUCAAUCUUUUGAGAAUAGUAACAAUAUAAGUGAAAAUAAUAAUAGAAUGUUUCAAAAUAUAAAUUUAUUAAGCAAAAACAUUAUGAAUAAAUUCAAAGAAAUUAAAAAUCAAAAAAGAAUAUCAAAGCCGCUUAGUUUCAAUAAAUUAAAGAACAAAAUUAACAAAAAUACUAAAAAAAAUAACUCAGAAAAUAAACAAAAAGAAAAAAAACAAAAUAAUGAAAAAGAAUGCUAUGAAACAGAAAAUAGAAAUAUUGAAGAGAUAAAAGAAAAAAGAAGUGAAAGAAAAGAAAAAAAGAUGAAUGUGGAAGAAGAUGAAGAAGAAGAAGGAGAGAAUGUUGAAGAGGACGAGGAAGGUGAGAAUGUUGAAGAGGACGAGGAAGGAGAGAAUGUUGAAGAAGAGGAAGGAGAGAAUGUUGAAGAGGAAGAGGAAGGAGAGAAUGUUGAAGAGAAAGAGGAAGGAGAGAAUGUUGGAGAAAAAGAAGGGGAGAAUGUUGGAGAAGAAGAAGAGAAUGUUGAAGAAGAAGAAGAAGAAGGAGAGACUGUUGGAGAAGAAGAAGGAGAGUAUGUUGAAGAGGACGAGGAAGAAGGUGAGAAUGUUGAAGAGGACGAGGAAGGUGAGAAUGUUGAAGAGGAAGAGGAAGAAGGUGAGAAUGUUGAAGAGGACGAGGAAGGUGAGAAUAUUGAAGAGGACGAGGAAGGUGAGAAGGUUGAAGAGGAAGAAGAAGGUGAGAAUGUUGAAGAGGAAGAAGAAGAUGAGAAUGUUGAAGAAGAAGAGCAAGAAAAGGAAGAAGCACAAAUAAAAUAUAAAGUUUCAAAAACAAAGGGAAUCAAAUUUGACGAAAAUGGAAAAAAUAAGAUUAAAAAAGAUGAGAAGAAAAUUGAGAAAAAGGAGGAAAAUGAAGAAGAAAAAGAAACAUGUGAGAUCAAAGAUGAGAGAUAUCUUGAAAGACAAUUAUAUAAUAUAGUGGAUCAAAAAGAAAUGAAAGAUAACGAUGAAAACAAAGAUGAAAAAUAUCAAAAAGAAAAAGAUAAAAAUUAUGAAGAACAGCAUAAAUUAUUGAAUUUAAUAAGAACAAAUGAAAGUUAUCAUAAUCAAGAAUUUACUGAUGGAAAUAAAAUUAAAAAUGUGAAUUACAUAGAUUCUGCUUAUGAAAAAGAGAAGGAAUACAAAUCAACAAGAAGAAAAAAUUAUAAAGAAAAUAUGAAAAGAUAUAAAGAAAAUUUACAUUUAUUUAAUGAAAUUUUAAAAUUUAAAGAAGAAUUUAAUUAUUUGGAUUAUAAAGAUUUAAAAAAAGACUUUGAAAGAGAUUUAAAAAAGACAAAUCAAAACUUAAAGAAAAAUUUAAAUUUCAGUGAAGAAAAUUGUGAAUAUAUAAAGAAUAAUAAAACGAUUUCAUUAAAUGAAAAAGAAAAUGCAAAUCUUUGGAAUAAUGAAAUCACUAAAGAAAAUAGAAUAACAACGUCAAACGAUUUUAAUAGUGUGAUGAAUAAUGAAAAUUUGAAGUAUGUAAAUAAAAAUGUAAAUAACCAAUUAUCUAGUCUUUCUGUAAAUAAUGAGAAGACAUAUUUUAAAAAAGGAGAAUCAUAUCAAAUGGAUUGUAAUAAGAAAAUGUCUUCACUUGAACGCAGUAAUUUAAAAUGUGAAAUUAAAAAAAGCGAUAAUUCAGUAGUUAUUGAUAAUAUUAACUGUAUGUACAAUCUGUUCAACAAUCAUAAGAAUUCAAAGUUGCCUAAUACUUUACAACUAAAAAAUAAUAUUGGCUUUAUUAACAACAGUAAGAUGAAUGAAUUAAAUGAAGAAAGCAAGAAUAUACAUUUAAUUGAUAAGGAUAUAAAUGAAAAUAAAAAAAUGAUAAAAAUUGAAAAGAAAAAAGAAACAACAGAAAAUUUAUUGGAAAAAAAUAACGUUGAUAUAUAUAAUUAUUUAUAUAAAGAGGGGGAAAAACAUUUACAUAAAAAUGUAAAAAUGAAAAUAGAUAUAGAAUUAAAAAAUAUAUAUUUUGUAAAAUAUAAAUAUAUAAAAUGUGUAGUAAUGAAUAAUUCUGGAGUUAUUCUUCAUUCUUUUACUUUUUAUAAAAAUGCAAUUGAUUUAGAUAAGGAAAAUAAUUUUUUUAAAAUAUUUAAUAAAAACAUAGAAAAUAAUAACUUGUUACAAUCAGAAGACAUAAAUAUACUAUUAGAAGAAUUAAAAAAAAUAUUUUCAACGGAUAUUUCUUUCCAACUUACCUUUGAUGCAGAAAUUUUUAAUGGAAAAAUAAAAAUAUCACCAUCAACUUUUUAUAGAUUAAGUUUUUAUGGUAUUGAUGAAAUAUCUUUAAAUGAAGAGAAAGAAUUGAAAAAUUUAAGAAAAAAAGAAGGAAAUGAUAAAACUAGUAAAAUAAAAAUAACAUCUAAUUGUAAACUAGCAAAUAAUAAAUUAAGAGAAAAUAAUAUAGAAGACAAAAACACAAAAAAAAUAAAAGUAAAAGAGAAAAAAAACUCCUAUAUUGGAUUUACCUUAAUUCAUUUAAAAUAUAUAUUUAAUAUACAAGAAGAAGGAUAUUUACAUUUAAAUAUAUCAGAUAAAAAAAAUGAAGAUUUUGAUUUUAUAAAAAAUUAUAAAAAAGAGGAUUAUGCUUACUUUUUAGAUAGCAAAGUAAUAGAAAAUAUGUCUUCUAAUAAUUUGAGUUACAUAGAAAAAAUUAGUAUGUUAUUCAAGGUUCUGUUUAAUCACAGCUUGAAUAUUUCUUCUCCAAAGGUUUUUUUAAAAUACAGUUUUUUAACAAAAAAUGAGAAUACAUUAAAAGAAAUGAAAACAAUUCAAAAUUUUGAAUUCAAAAAUAUACUAGAUAUAUUUCAAAAAAAUAAUAUUUCUAACGUUAACAUUAAAAAGGAUUUAGAAAAAUGUUUAAAAAAUUAUUAUAAAAAUUGUUCUAAAUCUAUUUAUGAUGACGUCAGUUAUUCAUUAUUUGAUGAAAAACCUGAAGAACAUAUAAAAGAAAACACUCAAAUUAAAAAUAAAGAUAGAUAUGAUUUAAAAGAAUGUGAAUUUAUGAAUGUAGAUUUUUUCAAUGUUCCAAAAGAUAUGUAUGUUAAUAAUUCUUUUCUAAAAAAUAUUAAAUUUUCCAAUCUCUUAAACCUGAAUGAAUCAAAUUCAGAGGAAGAAACAGAACAUAAAUUAAAAAAUAAUAAAAAUAUAAAUUAUUCUGAUGAAUUAAUUAAUGAAAUGAAUAAUCUUAAAUCAUCAGAUAUUACAAGUAACUUAAAAUUGCACAUUUUAAAUUUAUUUAAUCUAAAUAAAGAAUAUCAUAUGAAGAUUAAAAAAUUGCAAAAAAUUAUAUUUAAAUAUACAACAGGAAUAAAUGAUUAUUUUGAUUUUAUUGAAUUUACAAAAAAUAAUAAAAAUUAUAAAAUUUAUGAAGAAAAUAAGAAACUGAAAAAAUAUAUAAAAGAUUCUAAUAAAUUUUUCACUGAAGCUAUAGUAAAUAGCCAUCUUGAAAUUCAAAAAUUGAAACAUAGUAAUAAAACAAUAAAUAUUUUAUAUAAUAAAGAAAAAAUGAAUAAUUAUAAAGAAAAAAUUAGUAAAAAUGAAAUAUUUAUAGAAGAUUAUUCACAUAAUAAAAAUAAUAUAUAUGGAAAUAUAGUUAAUAAUUUCAAUAUAAAUAAAGAAUAUUCUGCUAAUCUAAUAAAUAAAAAUGAUCAAAACAAUCAUAUAAUGUAUAGUAAUCAAAGAGCAAACGGAGAAAUAAAAAAAAGACAAAAUAAUUUUCAUACUUCUCUUAAUAGAAAUCCAUCACAACUUUUUUCUAAAAAAAAUGAUAAUAUUACAUCGUUUUACAAUGAAAAUAAUAAUAAUGAAAGAAAAACAAAUGAUUAUUAUAAGAAUUUGAACAAUUAUAAAAAUCAUAAAUAUAUAGAGAAAAAAGUUAUUUUAAAUAAUAAAAGUAAUAAAUCAUUAAAUAAGUCAUAUAGUUUAUUUAACUUAUAUAGUGGAGAUAAUAAUAAUAAUAAAUACUGUGAUGUUCAAAAAAAUUCAAAAUUUUUUUCUAAUUCAGUUUGUUUAAGAAAAAAUUGUUCAUGUAAUACUAAUAAUAAUUUAAAAUCAAAAAAUUAUAAAAUCGAUAAAAACCAAAUAUUGAAAAAUUUCUCUAACCCUAUUUUAAAUAACAAAAAUGCAUUAAAAAUAAAUUUAGAUUUAUCAGAAUAUAGAAGACAAGUUUUUCCUAAUGUGAAAAAGAAUUAUGUAAUUUUAGAAGAUUAUGAUAAUGGCGAUUCUAGUAAUGUAAUAAAUCAAUCAAAAAAAAACAAUCAAAUGAAUAAUAAAUAUUUGAAUGGAAAUAUUCUUAUAAAAGAAAAUAAUGUUAUUAACUCUGUAAGCUCAAAUAAUAGUGAAGUAAAUUCUUUGAAAAAAAGUUUAAAUCACGAAAAUUGUGAAAAAUUAUAUAACAUAAAAAAGGAAAAUAUAUAUAUUACAAAAAAUGAUAUAGUUACAAAUACUUCAAAUAAGAAUUACUCUUCUAAUACACUUAACUCAAAAGAUAAUGUAAAUACUAACGAAAAAGAAAAAAUUAGUAACAACUAUUUUGAUGAAAUUACAAAUAAAUAUAUUAAAAAUAAUAAUAAUAAUAAUUAUUAUUAUAGUUGUAAUAAUAAUGGUAGUGAUUAUAGUGUCAAUAAUAACAUUAUUAAAGAUAGUUAUUCUCAUCUGAAGCAUAGUAAAAUUAAGAAUUUUUCUGAUAAUAAUAAUAAUAUUUAUUCAACUAAUAUUAGCAAAAAAAGUGUAAAAAACAACAACGAUGAUGAUAACAUAAAUAAUAAUAAUAAUAAUAAUAAUAAUAAUAAUAAUAAUAAUAAUAAUAAUAAUGGUAAAUUAAAUGCAAAACUUAUAAAAAAAACAAAAAAUAAUUAUGAUACAAGUGAAGUAUUAAAAAAGGAAUAUUUUCAAAGUGUUGAUUUAUUUUCAGUAAAUAAAGAAUAUAAUUUAAAUGUUAUGUUAAAUCCUAAAGAAGAUAAAAUAGAUAAAAAUGAUUUGGAGAAAAAUAAUUUGCAUAAUUGUAUAAACAGAACAAAAUUGUUAUCAAAUAAAGAGAAUAAAAUAGUUUUAAAUGAAACUCAUAAAAAUGAAAUUUAUAAUUCUAACAAUUGUAAAAGUAAUGGAAUUAAUUUUAAAUAUACGAAAAAGUAUGAAGAGGAUAUUCAUAAUGUUAAUUGCAAAAAAAAAUAUAUAGAAAAUGUAAUAUCUUCAUAUGAUGAUUUUAUAAUAAAUGAAAACAAAAACAAAAAUAAGAACAUUUUAGAAAGUUUUAAAGAAAAAACUGAAAAAAAAAAUUCUACAAAAAAAAAUAAUAAACUACAUUUAAAUAAAAAAAAUAGCGAUAAUGAAAUUAAUGCUAUUAAAAAAAUUAUUGAUUACAAUCUUAAAAAAAAAACAACUAUUAAUUUAAAUAAUGUAGAAAAAAAUACACUUUUUAAAAAUUUAAAAAAUAAUAAAAUUGAUUCUAUUGGUUUAGAUGAAAAAAAAAAGGGUUAUGCUACUAAUAAUAAAAUUAUAGAAGUAUCAAAAAGGAAAAAUAGGGAUUCACAAGAUUCUAAUAUUUUAGACAUCAUAAAUAAAAAUUUAAAUAAAUCUUUCAGUCAAUUAGAUAAGAUAAAAAAAAAAAUUAAUGAGGAGUUAUUAAUUUAA
Plasmodium gallinaceum is the source of this 6789-nucleotide messenger RNA. RefSeq names its product conserved Plasmodium protein, unknown function. The record is from RefSeq and is a predicted model, not a curated record. NCBI's taxonomy places the organism in Eukaryota, Apicomplexa, Aconoidasida, Haemosporida, Plasmodiidae. Bases 1 to 6789 code for a protein of 2262 amino acids. The transcript has 2 exons.